Molecule: messenger RNA, 3747 nt
Organism: Pipra filicauda (Wire-tailed manakin)
Lineage: Eukaryota; Metazoa; Chordata; Aves; Passeriformes; Pipridae
Gene: KLF7
Product: Kruppel like factor 7
Exons: 4
Coding region: 188-1156 (322 amino acids)
Biological process (GO): regulation of transcription by RNA polymerase II
Molecular function (GO): DNA-binding transcription factor activity, RNA polymerase II-specific; RNA polymerase II cis-regulatory region sequence-specific DNA binding
Source: RefSeq, a predicted model, not a curated record
GGGUGCUCGGUGCGCGCCGGCGCCGCUCGUCCUGCUCGGCCCGGCCCCCGGACCGUGCCGUCCGUCCACGCUCAUCCGCUUUCUCUCUCUCUCUCUCUCUCUUUUUUUUAAAGUGUGACUGAAACAAAACAAAGCCAAAGGGACGCUGGAUUUAUCAUUGGUUGAUUUUCCUCCUCCUUUUUUUUUUAUGAUCAAAAAACAACCCCCCACCCGAGCAAACAAACAUACACAAAAGCAGAAAGAAAGGGUCUUGCUCAGCAGCAGCAUGGAUGUCUUGGCUAGUUAUAGUAUAUUCCAGGAACUCCAGCUUGUCCACGACACCGGCUACUUCUCAGCUUUGCCAUCCUUGGAGGAAAACUGGCAGCAGACAUGCCUGGAGUUAGAACGAUACCUUCAGACUGAACCGCGCAAGAUCUCUGAGACCUUUGGUGAGGAUUUGGACUGCUUCCUUCAUGCCUCCUCAGCCCCAGAUGCAGAGGACAAUAUCCAACAGCUGGACCCCAUCCUUUUACCAGUGGAGACGAGUACAUGUGACAAAAGCGCCAACAUGGACAUUAUCCUCUCACGUGACAAGCUGCUGUCUGAGACGUGCCUCAGCUCGCAGUCCACCAGCUCUUCCACAGAAGGCUACACAGCCGUCAACCAGGCCCAACUCAAUGCAGUAACCUCAUUAACUCCUCCUUCCUCGCCAGAGCUCAGCCGCCACCUUGUAAAAACCUCACAGACUCUCUCAGCGGUGGAUGGCACAGUGACAUUGAAAUUGGUGGCCAAGAAAACUUCACUCAGCUCUGUAAAAGUGGGUGUAGCAACAGCGACUGCGGGGACGAUAAAAAGCGGGCAAAGUGACAGUGAACAAGGAGGUAUGGGGACAGAAGCAUCUCCAGAAAACAAGAAGAGGGUUCAUCGCUGUCAGUUUAAUGGGUGCCGGAAAGUUUAUACAAAGAGCUCCCACUUAAAGGCUCACCAGAGGACUCAUACAGGUGAGAAGCCUUACAAGUGCUCGUGGGAAGGGUGCGAGUGGCGUUUUGCACGGAGUGAUGAGCUCACAAGGCAUUACAGAAAGCACACGGGUGCAAAGCCCUUUAAAUGCAACCAUUGUGACAGGUGUUUUUCCAGGUCGGAUCACCUUGCCCUCCACAUGAAGAGACACAUCUAAAUAUCAGUCAGCUUGGCAUAGAUGUCAUCUGGGCUAAGUGUUGUGAGAUGAAAGUGGAACUCAAGUUACAACGUGCUACCUUACAGGAGAAGAGAACUUGAUCCCGUGUAAUCCUCUGUACAGGGGCCACAUGCUCACACUGUCUUGCACCCAGUGAUACUUCAAUACGUACAUCGGUUCUUUUAUGCCUUGCCCCAGCUGGAUGGGAGAAGAUGCAGGCGAGGAAAUGGUGUAGUGGUGAAGUCAGUGGAAAAGAACAAUUGCUUACAGUACUUCAUCCCUCUUGGAUUUGUUUCCUGUUUUUGCCAACGGAAAUCAAAGAAAACACAGGAGGCUUCCCUGCAGUGGACGGCAGGAGGAGGGGCUUAUCUAACUUGCUUCUCAGUGCAACUCAGUAGAAGAAUAUGUUGUCUUGAAGUUGCAUAUUUGUAGCACUAACUUCCUUUUUAAAUAGAUGGGGGGAAACCAAUGACCUAGAAAACCAAAUCCCAGUUUGGUAGCCAAAAUGAACCUCUUGGUUUUUUUUGUUCUUUGUCUGAGAAUUCCUAAUGUUCAGUGCAUCAGACUUCUCACAGACACUUUGAUCUGUCUUGGUUUUGGUUCUUCUUCCUAGAACUGAGCUAUUGAGAUCCUUUUAAGUCAAUACCAGUGGCCUUAAUGGCAGUAGACUGUGGAGUGACACUUGUGACACAAAUAUCCUCUUCUUGGCCUGAGUUUAUGUAGACUUCAUGGAGGAUUAUAUUUUUGUUGGUUGUUUUUAUUUUAAUUUUUGUUUUGGCUAUUGCACAACAUAUGCACUAGGGACUCUGGAAGCUGCUGCCAUGAUGGCUAAGUAGCCAAGGGAUAAACCCCUAAAAAAACAGCACCUAAUAUCUCUGUAAGCCUCACCUUAUUGCCAUAGCUAGGACUUCUUGUUUAUUUUUUGAACAAAAAACUUUAAAACUUGUUUGGAAGCUUAAACAUUUUUUCUCUUUUCUCCACAAACAAGUGAUCUUCAGAACUCCUUGUCUUCACCUGGAUAUCAGUCUGGGACUGGCCACACAGGCAUGACUACGGGAUUCCUUCCACAUCAUAUGAGGAUGUUAGCCACAGCCCACGGUGAUUUAGUGGUGAAUUAUGUUGCUUUUUCUUGCUGUUCUACUAACCAAUUUAAAACAUUAGACUUUUGUUUGUGUAAAGAGCACCUGCAGAAUGUUUUAAUUUAAAGCUAAUGUUUGUUGAGCAUCUUAUACACACAAAAAAACCCCAAGCCAAAACUCCUGCUCCAGUCUUUGACUGGGAAAUCGAGAACCUCUUCCAAGUACAAUGGCUUCAUUCAUCAUUAGCCUUUUAAAGAAAUUAUCAAAGUCCUCCUUCUCCAUUCAUCAAGUUGAUACUGUAGGCCACUCCUAUAUGAAAAAGUGUAACCAUGUGAACGGUGAAGGAAGGAAGGGAUUUUACAUACAGCAGUGAGCCUUUUCCAAAUGAUUGGUCUAAAGUAUUACUAACCUAGAGGUCCAUUUUGGCCUACUGUGUGAACCAUCAAGGAGAAGUGGAGGUCUCAUGCUCACCCUUCCGUCCUAUUGAUAAUUUGAUUUCGUUGGCUCAAAGUGGAUUAAAGUCUUCAUUACAAAAGGAAAAAAACCCACAAAAAAUGUAUUGCCAUAAAUUGUAUUUGAAACUAUUUGACACUGGCCCUGACUCCAAAGACUGCAUUUAGGACCAUAAAAACGGCCUAUGCAAGCAGGCAGGUGGUCAUUAAGUUGUAUAUUUUGUAUAUUCUGGGACCAUCCCUACAAGGUGUCUAGAAAUGAAUCAGAAUAGCACGUGGUCCACAAAUGGUUGCUGCUCUUUUAUACUGUAUUAGCCAACUGCCCUUUGACUGUUUUGACUCAUUGACUGUUAUAUAUUUCCCUUAAUUUAUGUUUGGGAGGUAAAACUAUACUCUAAAGGGAAAAAAGAGCAAACAAGAAACUGAAUAGAUGUUUAAGAGCUGUCACCAGGAUCCUUGGCACUUGAAUUCUCAGCAUUUUGCAACCUCUGGUUCCAGUGAGAGAUUGAGUUUACUCGAAAGAUGCUGGUUUUCCUCACAGUUUUCACAAAACACUGUGACUGUCAACUGAACACUUUGGGGACAGGGGGGAAAUACGAUGUCUGGCCCAUAUGGCAUGAAAUAUGGACCAAAAUGUAACCAUCUUUUAGGGACAAUGAUGUAAUAUUCAUGAUAAGAGCUUGAGAGAGAGAGUGAAAGAAAAGAAAGUCAGAAAGAAAGAGAGAGAGAACAAAAAUUGAGUUUAUUCCAAAGAUUUAAAACUAACUAUACUCUAUAUGUGUAUAUAUAUAUGCUUACAUAUAUAUAUGUAUACAUUUAAAAAUUGCAGAGCACUGCUUGCUGACAAUCUCGUAUUUCUCUACUUCUGUAUUUGCAUACUUUUUAUGGCUGUUUCACUCAGCUGUUCCACUGGGACUGAGGGCCCUAGGAUCGAAUUUGUGAUGGAACAUACAGAUCUGCCAGAUCACAGACUCACAAAAAAUCCCGAGUUGGAAGGGACCCACAGGGAUCGUCAAGUCCAGCUCCUGGCCCUGCACAGGACACCCCAAGAAUCCCACCA